UACGUGACUGUUCUCGCCUUCUAUUGAAGGGUUGAAAAUACUUUAUUUUCCUAGAAAAUAAAAAGAAAACCUCCAAAUAUGGUCUAGCGUGUUUAUGCUGCCAUGUGUUUACGCACCUUUCCUUUCACCAGCUUUCACGCUCUAAAAUUCCCAAAUCGGACUAUGAAUAUUACUAAAACAAGACAAUCCAAUCCAUUGUCGUUGUUUUGGUUUUGGGUUGGUGCUUUCUCGCGUGGUUGCGUUCCUCGAGUCCGUGCUGCUUCACGAACGUGCUUACGUGAUUGGGCGGAAACAGUCCGGUGCUGCCGCGAACCCAGACCAUCCUCCCGCAGGUGGAAAGGGCUCGUCGAGUGGCGCGUCCCUACCGCGUAUCCACACCAUCCUCUGUUCCAGCAGUCAACAGCCGCAGGAAAAGAGGCACAUGGUCCUUGCCAAGCUGUCGGGCAUCACUUUUGUGCUGCCCCGGUGAACAGUGCCAGAGGAGGUACCCACAUCUCCAAUGGAUGAAGGCGCACACUUGGAGAACCAUGGCGGAAUGCUCGCUUCCUGUCUUCCUUUGGAGGGGAAGUGGAACGGCACUUUUGAAGUUAAAAAAGAGCAAGAUGAAGAGCCUGCCGUUUCGACUUCCUCGGCCUGGCAUUGUGGAGACGUGGGUGAUCCCUUCAUUUCCCACGGGCACAUUUGUGUGGUCCAAACCACAUCCGUAAUUGUGAAGAAAGAGCCAGAGGAUGCACCGUCUACUUCGGCGGAUGACAGCGUGCACUCUUACAACUGCGGCGACAUGUCCGAAUUUCCACUGCAGCUGGAGGGGUACAGGGCCGGUGGCAUUUCAGUCAAGGAAGAGCCAGAGGAUGUACCGCCUACUUUGGCUGAAAGCAUUCUACCUGACGAUGGCAGCAGUAUGUCUGAAUGUCCACUGCAACUGGAAUCACACGGGGACAGUAUCACUGCAGUCAAGGAAGAGCCAACUGAUGUGGAAAGGCUGAGUUUCAACCGCAAGGAGAGCAACAGCUCUUUUGCCCAUGAGAGGUGUGAUCAGCCACAGCAGGAGGAACAAGAUGAGCCCAAGAGCUACGACUGCUGCUUCUGCCCUUUCUCCAGUUUCAUCAAAAGCAAGGUUGUUGCACAUGAAAAGACACACACGGGAGAGCGACAAUUCACCUGCAGCCACAGCCAAAUGGCAUUCCCCACCAGGCUGGGCUUUCAUGCUCAUCCAAACAUUUUGGGUACCAAAGCACACUUCAAAUGCUGUACUUGCUCACGAAUAUCUCAGCGGAAGGCUGACUUGCUUGCCCACCGAAAUAUUCAUGUAUAUGAAAAGCCCUACGCAGGUGACACUUACGGCAAACGAUCCCCGUCAAAAAGCAGCGUCACACAUCACCAAGAUGUACAUGUAGACACAAAUCGCAUUAAAUGUACCAGAUAUCAACAGACAUUUAAGUCAAGGAAAAACUUGAUGAAGCACCACAACCACAACGUCUGCAAGGAGGUAGAUGUUUGUGAAAGCACUGAUAGAGAUGAAAGGCCUUUUCAGUGCGCCGAAUGCCCCAGAGCUUGUAGAGAAAAAUCUGAUGUGCCUAGUCAUCAAAGGUCUCACAUGGAGCAAAGGCCCUUUAAAUGCCCCAGAUGCGCUAAAGUGUUUCAGACAAAGUCUCGUAUGACUGCUCAUGUGAUAACAAGACCUUUUAGAUGUCUCUUGUGCCCUAAAGCAUUUCAUUUAAAGUGUGGUUUGAGAACUCAUAAAGGAGUUCACGUGAGUGAAAGACCCUUCAAAAGCUCUGCAAGCCCUAAAGCAUUUAGAAAAAAGUCUUACUUGACUGGUCAUAGACUAAUUUGCACAGAUGAGAGACCCUUUAACUGUGUCACAUUCCCUGAGGCGUUUCAAACAAAGUCUAAUUUGACUGCUCUUAAGGUAACUGACAGAAAUAAAAGGAUCUUUAAGUGUGCCAAAUGCCAUCAGAUAUUUAAAACAUUGUUUUGUAUGAAAGCUCAUACAAUGACUCACACAGUUGAAAAGUGCUUUAAAUGUACCACCUGUCCUAAAUCGUUUAAAAAAAGAGAUCACUUAAGAGAUCAUGAAAGGAUUCACAGUGGGGAGAGGCCCUUUAAAUGUGCUUUGUGCCCUAAAAUAUUUCGAACAAAGUUUUGUUUGACUAGACACAAGAUUCUUCACACAGAUGAAAGGCCCUUUAAAUGUCCCCGCUGUCCUAAAGCAUUUCCACUGAGGCAGUACUUGACAGAUCACGAAAAGGUUCACAAGGUGGGAAAGUUAUUUUCAUGUACUUCCUGCAACAGAACAUUUGUAAGAAAAGGUUGGCUGAUUGCCCAUAAAAAAGUUCACAAGGACUGCACAGAGAAUGAUGUCGGCUGUACAAAGAGGUCCGGCAAUGUGCGACGGGUAUCAUGCAACAAGAAAGUUCCUUCAAAUGAUGCGUCUGCUGCACUUGCCUAAGUGGAUUUUGCAGAGUAGCUGGAGUCACAAAAGAAGCUAUAAGGGUGAAGUAACCCCAGAUAUGAAGAUGGAAACAGGGCUUGAGUAGACAGCAGGUUAUCGGAAUGGGGAAAGUUCCUUUAAAUGUCCAACCUGCCCGACGGCAGUUUGAAUUAAGUAUGACUUGAACAAGUAUGAAAUAAUUUUCAAAAUUGAAAUCCUUAGCGAACGUGAAACUUACGAAGCGUUUCGGUAGAGUCGGGACUUAACCACCAGGGGUUCGAUUUUGGUCACCGCAAGUGUGAAAAUUGAUUCGCAUCUCACGGAGCGAAUUAAGAAGCGUUCAUAGAUGGUUUGUCUGUUCACACAACCGAAGAUUGUGGUUCAUCCCCUAUCGAGCGUCAUUCACGGGUAGAAAUAAAGCAAUCACCGUAUGUCGUCUGCUAAGACUGUGAAAAAAGCUGAUCGUCUGCUACAAGCCAAGUGCCGUGGUAAAGUGAUAUCGGUCGCAAGCUGAAAUUGUGAUCGUCUGCUAGCUCAAGUUGGAAGGCAUUGACAGCCAGUGCUUCUUUUGUAAACCUGAUGUUCCCUUGCUGUGCAUAAGUUGACAUUGGCAGAUGGAUAAAGGAGCCCCAAGAAGAAGAACAUCAAAGGCAAUGAGACAUUUCUUGCUAUUUGUGAGUUGGUGAGAUGCUCCCACCAAACUAUUUCCCCAUCCAACGGUUCCAAAAUUUUUCAUUGGAUUAUGCUUACCCAGCUGGAAGCUGUGACGCCACAUCAGUCAGCAGCCGUGAACGCUCCCUCUCAACUACAUUGACCAAAAUUGAACACCUCUCUAAGAAACACUGGGUUUGAGGCUGAUCUCGCAUUGGCAUCCCUGCUAACCCUAACCGUGUGGACUGUUAAUUUUCCUGCCGUUUUUACAUUUCGCGGUGUACAUACUUUUCCGAGGCCAUUGAGAAGGCAUUGUACCACAUUUGAAAUAAAAAACAUACAACUGUAAGCUAUUUUUGUUGAAUGUGUGCACGACAGAACACGCUAGACUAGGAUGUUUGCUUUAUGUUUUGAUUGCAUUGCCCAUUCAGAAGAAUUGAUUGACAAAGUACUUAGGUGUGAAAAAUAAUUUGCAACAGAAGGUGGCCGAAAGGCAUGCAUAUUCCUUGCGUACAAAUAAUGUGAUUACCGAUGUUCGGAGAGGACUCUGAGAUGAAAUUCAGCAAGAACUUUAGCAAUAGAUUGUAUGUACUGCACCGUGUAGCGUUAUCAAAAAAGUCUAUUUGAGAAAGAGCUCAAGUAACGCAGUGCAUCCAUUCAGCAGUGUCGGUGACAGUCACUUCUCGACGAUCGUACAGAAUUAAAAAAGACUUCGUUUUUAGGCCCAUUUUGGAGAGAGAUUUUUUUUUUUUUGCAGGACUGGUUCCAAGGCAAAAAAAAAAAAAGGAAUGUAACUGAUCUGUUCUCCACGUCAACCUAACUGUCUAUUUUUGGCGAAGGCACAACUCUCCAGGACUGUCUCUGGCAGAACACUGGUCAUUGUUUACAAAAUUGUGUAGAGGGCCGUUCGACGUUCUUCCCUUCCUUUCUUGUGAAUGCCGAGCGGAAACGCUCAACUAGAGAGUACUUGGGCUGGAAGCCCUAGUUCUCAUAGGGCAAGAGAACACAAAAUGGGUAUUCAGCAUGCCUAAGGAAAAUAAUGUUAAAAUUUUCAGGAAAGGCUGGAAAACUUGGAAUGAGAAGCUGCAAAAUGCAAGUGCAGACGAGCUGAACAGGUUUCAAGAGAGUGGCAAAACAUUUCUAGCUACCAGGGGUUGCGAGAGUCGAACCCCUGGUAGCUAGGAGUCCGACAAACUAUAAUUACAUUUUCCGACGUGAAACAUACGUCGGAAAAUAAAAUUAUAGUUUAGCUUCAAGCGGUGCCGGGUUGAUUUCCAGGUUCCAGGUUUUCAUAAUCCAGACAAACUUAGCACUGCAUAAAAUAUUUCAUAAUUAAAUUUUUUUUUUUUUUAAUCUUGAAGAAUUAUUUGUUGAUGUUAAUUUUCGGGUGUGUGUGCACUUUUUAACAAGUGGUUGAUGCAAUUUCUGAGCAAAUACCAGAAAAAACCAUGUAUGAAGUAAAAAACAAUAAAGAAAAAAAACGCAUGGAAUUGAACUUGGCGGCCUUUGGGGGUUCGGUUUCAUGUCAAUCUCGGGCAUGUCAAUUUUGAAGUUCGAGGGUGACAGAUUUUUCUUUUACAUCCUGCAAUAAAGCGUCUGUUCAUUACACAUUUGAAGCGAGACAUGAAACAUUGCAGGAAACCACUAGCUGUUACCAUCCUCUUGAUUUCAUUACUCGUCAACGUCUUUGAGCACAACAGCU
Messenger RNA from Ixodes scapularis (black-legged tick), 4787 nucleotides. RefSeq names its product zinc finger protein 708. Gene Ontology annotation, molecular function: RNA polymerase II cis-regulatory region sequence-specific DNA binding; DNA-binding transcription activator activity, RNA polymerase II-specific. Lineage: Eukaryota; Metazoa; Arthropoda; Arachnida; Ixodida; Ixodidae. The transcript has 7 exons. The record is from RefSeq and is a predicted model, not a curated record. Gene Ontology annotation, biological process: regulation of transcription by RNA polymerase II. Gene Ontology annotation, cellular component: nucleus. The coding region runs from base 500 to 2452 and encodes 650 amino acids.